AUGGGACAAGAGCGACCAACGGGCCGCAGUCUUGCAAGACGCCUCCUACUGGCGGCACUCGACCGUGAAGAGCAGGGCUAUCCUCCUGCACACCAGUCCCUCUAUCCGACUAUUGGAAGCAUAAAUUAUGAUCCCACCGUCGAGACCCCAGAGCCCACCGAUGCAAGGGCGCGACGCUUUACGAUCAACAGGACAGAUGCUAGCGUCCUCAUCCCGCCAAGUGACAAGCUCCUCGUCUUCCGCGCUCUCACUGGGAUCGACAGUACGCCGGCACUAAAUCUGUCACACCAUACUCCUCGAACAGCGCCUAAUAUUGGCAUCUACACGCGGGUCGUGAGGGCCGAAACUAAAGCCGCCAAACGAUACCGCUUCCACGCUGCCUUGAUCAACACCUGUCUGGGCAUCCAGAUCGUGGUCGCUGCUGCACUGACAGCUCUCGGUGCGGCGCGCGGCCCUCACAAUGCUGUAACUGCUUUCGGCGCCAUCAACACUAUCGUCGCCGGUAUUCUCACCUACCUGAAAGGCUCAGGCCUUCCAGACCGCUUGAAACACUAUCAGAACGAAUGGCGCAACAUUCGGGAAUACAUUGAACAGCGAGAACGUGAAUUAUGUCUAGAAGGAUGUGGCCUGGACGUUGAAGAAGAGAUCCGGAUUAUCGAGCAAAUGUACGAAGGUGUCAAACGCGAGAUCGAGGCGACAAAGAGCGGGGGCGACAACAGGUCAUUCAGUCGUGACAGGACGUCUACCCGACGACCAGUGAUCCAGCAAACAGAGCAAAGUAGGGAAUACGCCCCUCGUCGUUCGCCGAGUCCCGCAAGGACUUCAGAAGCCUUUGAGAAGCAUUACCACGAGCCACGAAGGGAAUUCACCCCUCGACCGCCGAGUCCUGCAAGAGUGCACGAGCGUUUCGAGAAACACUAUUAG
Aspergillus nidulans FGSC A4 is the source of this 924-nucleotide messenger RNA. RefSeq lists its product as uncharacterized. The transcript has a single exon. Lineage: Eukaryota; Fungi; Ascomycota; Eurotiomycetes; Eurotiales; Aspergillaceae. The record is from RefSeq and is a predicted model, not a curated record. The coding region runs from base 1 to 924 and encodes 307 amino acids.